Molecule: messenger RNA, 2644 nt
Organism: Lolium rigidum
Lineage: Eukaryota; Viridiplantae; Streptophyta; Magnoliopsida; Poales; Poaceae
Product: F-box/LRR-repeat protein At4g29420-like
Exons: 4
Coding region: 248-2521 (757 amino acids)
Source: RefSeq, a predicted model, not a curated record
GCCGUGCCGUCCUCUUGACAUCGCGCGCGGUUCCUGCUAGGUUAUUUUCAUCCAGCGAGCUAUUCUCUUAGUUAAAUCAAUCCCACUAGGGAAGGGGAUCUUCACAAUUUCUGGGUGUGCUGGCGCGCACCCGCCACACCAUCUAGAUCCGCACUGUGGUUCUGUUUCUGGAAUCUCCUUCAACUUUUCUUAGAAAAGCAGGGAGGAGAAGCACCUCCAUGAACUGUCCCCUUCUCCCGACGUGAAGAUGUCAUCAGAGGCCACUGGAGCUGAUACCGCUUCGCAGAAUUAUGUUGAACAUGCAGUUCGAACUUUUACCUCUGCUGCAAAGUCUAUGAGGCCAAAUUCGUCCGCCCCCCAAGCUGAAACUUUCAGUUCUUCCUCUAAUGUGCAUUCUAUUAUCAAUUCUGUCGUGGAAAAGCAUAGCACUAUCUGGGCUGAAGAAUUUAGCUCAUUUGUUUCUUCAGUGAAUUUAAUUCACCAGAAACGCGUCUCCUUAAUGGCAAACGACAUAUCUGACACUAUUUCGUCCCUCAUGGGCAACCACCAGACCAGUGUGGAUGCUUCAUCGAGUCAAUUUCAAGAUCUGCUACAUCCUGGUGGUGUUACCUCUGCAUAUCAAGUUCCACAUCCUGGAGUUCUCAAAGAAAAGAAAGCUUCACAGCCUGAUCAAGCCCCCGUAGAUCUAGUCCUAGAUCAGCAGAAUCCUCCUAUUGCAUCUGAAGGUCAAGUUCCAGAGGCUGGUAUAAAUUCAGAGGAUGCUCAAGAAAGUCAAGUCAAUGAGAAUGUUAGCACUGAGUGUUUAGUCAGCCGGGUCGGACAGCAGCAUACCCAGCGGAAGCACCAAUGGCAACAAGAAAUCACAGCAGGAACAAACCACUUAACACUGGAAACCCGGACCACGAACGAACAGCGACACCCCCAAGAUGGUAUUGUUCAUGUCUCUCCUGACCCUACUGAAGACCAAUCUCCCAACUUCUCAAGAGGCAUAUGUUCUAUUGUCGGUGAUGAUCCUUCUCCUAGAGAGAAUACUGCUAUUCCAACACCUGCUGAUGCUAAUCUCAUUGGUGGAUUACACAAAAGAAACAGUUCGAUGACCCCGCUUUGCAGGCUUUCAUCCAACCCCAUCUUGAAACGUCGACGGUCCUCCAUCGAAGAUAUAUCCAUGGUCCACAUUUCAGAAUCUGGGGCCCCGCUCAACUACCUCCCACCACAUAUCCUCGCCAAUAUCCUCGGCCGUGUCGCCGACAUCAGAGACAUCGCAGCGUGCCGCCUUGCCUCACGAGCACUCCUCGCAGCUGCCCACCAGUGCCCCCGCAUCCGUCUCGACGCUUCCACCCGCACACAAUGCCUUCAGGAAGACAGGGGUGGGGACAAGGGCACCGCUUUCUGGACACUCGCGGGAAACAUCGCAUUGCACCUCGGGUCGCACCUCCGCUCCCUUGCGGUUAACGCGUCCAACGAGCAGGGUAGCGUAGAUGAUGCGAUGUGGGUAGAGGAGGGGAAUUUCGACGAGGCCGAUGAUCUGCAUGUCACUAGUUUAAAGUCCGUGCUCGCGUGGGCUUCAACUCCCGCGGGACCUACUCUCCAGGAGGUGGAGAUUGCUGACUUCUGGAGACAGUCGUGCUGGCGGAAGGUGGAGGCACUCCCUGUCAUCUCCCAUCUCUGUCAUAAUCUUCUCAAAUUGGGGCUGAAAAAUGCAUGGCUGUCGGUUGAUGGGCUCAAGAUAAUGCCUAAUCUGACCCAUCUGACGCUUGAGUGCAUUAGAAUCGAGGACGAGAAUCUCAGCAAGUUGAAUGAAUGCUUCCCAUGCCUCCAGAUUCUCAAUCUUGUUAGAGUCGGAAAGCUCAAAGACCCCAAGAUAUGUCUUUCUCAACUAAAGACUCUCCGCUGGGAGGUAUCAACAAAUGGUCGACAUUCUUUAGCUAUCCAUGCUCCUAACUUGGUUUAUCUCGAGCUAAAAUGUUUUCGACCAGAAAUCCUCAUUUUAGAUGCUCCUUCCCUGUCUACUCUGAAGCUGACUAUUGAUAAACUUAGUCCAACCACCCAGGCUGAUGGCCUAGUGAGUUUGAAAAAUCUUUGGAUUGAGUCCCUGGAUCUAGAUUCCCUCUUGCAGCUGUUUACAAAUGGUCGAGAUAUCAGGAGUCUAGAUCUUGAGCUACCAUAUUCUGCAGACUGCAGAGACCUUUAUGAUGCUGUGGAGCCAGACUAUCUUGUUCAACUGUUUGCCAGGAUCAAUGAAGUCAAGUUGUCCCCGAGAUUUUCAUGUGAACUGAUGACACUCUUAGUGGCGUGUUCGGAUAGCUUGUUUCCAAGCUGUUUGGAGAAACUUCUGGUUCAUCUAUCAGCAUCAGACACUGCUAAUUGCCCAUUUGUACCAUUGCUUAGGAACUGCGCACUGUUCUGCAAGGUGACUGUUCUUCUCCAUGCUGAUACCAGCAACGCUGCUCGCCAAGCUGCAGCAUCAGUUUGGCCACUAAGGUUUCCGGAGAUGACAUGGCAAUGGGGUACCUGGCAGUAAUCCUGCAUUUACACUUCAUUUGAAGACUGUCCAGAAUCAGAGUCAGCAGUACCUGCGACACUUUUGUCAAUGUAGCAGCGUCUUCAACUAUGUGUGAAGCUGAUUGGUUUUCUAUUUGGCACA